Molecule: messenger RNA, 1695 nt
Organism: Carlito syrichta (Philippine tarsier)
Lineage: Eukaryota; Metazoa; Chordata; Mammalia; Primates; Tarsiidae
Gene: TXNDC9
Product: thioredoxin domain containing 9
Exons: 5
Coding region: 358-1038 (226 amino acids)
Biological process (GO): microtubule cytoskeleton organization
Cellular component (GO): cytoplasm
Source: RefSeq, a predicted model, not a curated record
CCAAAAGUCGGACCACGCCAGCCUGCGCACUAAGAAACUACAACUCCCAGCAUGCUUUGCUGCCUUUCCAGCCGAGUAGCCUACCCGGGGUGGGCAAGGGAUCGGAAACCUCAGGUUCCGGGGCUGCCAGGGUAGAGGCGCACGCACAGAAGCGCCCGCCCCUUCCUCGGGCGUCGAAGGUGAUAUCGCGUGAGUUCCGCAGCCAAUGAGGAGGCGGAAGUGACACCCAGCUUGCAGCCACCGGUAGCUACUGCGAGGCGGAAGCCGGAGUGGACCGCUGUUUUGGAGCCUCUGCUCCCUGACCUCUCAGCAUCACUAAUAGCUCAGCACCAAGGCUGAGUUGUACCAUUUAGAAGAAUGGAAGCUGAUGCGUCUGUUGACAUGUUUUCAAAAGUCCUGGAGAAUCAGUUGCUUCAGACUACAAAACUAGUGGAAGAACAUUUGGAUUCUGAAAUUCAAAAACUGGAUAAGAUGGAUGAAGAUGAAUUGGAACGCCUCAAAGAAAAGAGACUUGAGGCACUAAGGAAAGCUCAACAGCAGAAACAAGAAUGGCUUUCUAAAGGACAUGGGGAAUACAGAGAAAUCCCUAGUGAAAGAGACUUUUUUCAAGAAGUCAAAGAGAGUAAAAAAGUGGUUUGCCAUUUCUACAGAGACUCCACAUUCAGGUGUAAAAUACUCGACAGACAUCUGGUGAUCUUGUCCAAGAAACACCUUGAAACCAAAUUUUUGAAGCUGAAUGUGGAAAAAGCACCUUUCCUUUGUGAGAGACUGCAUAUCAAAGUUAUCCCCACACUAGCACUGGUAAAAGAUGGGAAAACACAAGAUUAUGUUGUUGGAUUCACUGACCUAGGAAAUACAGAUGACUUUACCACAGAAACUUUGGAGUGGAGGCUCGGUUGUUCUGAUAUUCUUAAUUACAGUGGAAAUUUAAUGGAGCCACCAUUUCAGAACCAAAAGAAAUUUGGAACAAACUUCACAAAACUGGAAAAGAAAACUAUCCGAGGAAAGAAAUAUGAUUCAGACUCUGAUGAUGAUUAGAGCUCAAUUAUAGCUCUUUAUAAAUCGUCUUUUUAUUUCUGCUUCGGAUUUAAAUGUGUUUUCUAAAUUCUGUUGAUUUCAAUACAUUGGUCUCUGUUACUCAUUCUGGAGUUUUAUUCAGUUGCAUCACAAUGAAAGACAUCUUUGCUGUUUUUUGUGUGCCAUUAUGUUUAAGUUGAGGAAAACUCAGUUCUUAGAUUAUCUGGGAAGAAUCUGGAUUCUCUAUUUUGAGAUGGAUUUUAUCACAAUAUGAUUCUUGCAACUUUAUACCAUUUACAAUUGUGUUUUUAAUCUACAGAGUUAGAAAUAGAAAUUCACAAGUAUUCUAGGACUAAUUCUUAAUCAGCAUUAUCUAUACAACAAGCCAAGUAACAUUUACUGAUGUGGCACACUGCACUUAUAAGUGAAUUAUAAACACUAUUCACUUCUGGAAUAUAUUUAAAUAACUAUUAAAGAACUACUUAAUGUAUUCUGGAUGCUGCAUGUUGAUGUUGAAUCAACUGAUGGCAGCAGAAAGCAAUUUCAGGUUGUGAAAUGAACAUAUUACCUUACUUAAAGGACCCUGAUUGCUUGUAUUUUAAGACAUUAAUUAAAAAGAAGUCAGGAAAUGCUUUUGGAAUGGCAUCAUAAGGAACUCCACUGACUCUCCUCAAUAAA